Molecule: messenger RNA, 981 nt
Organism: Eurytemora carolleeae
Lineage: Eukaryota; Metazoa; Arthropoda; Copepoda; Calanoida; Temoridae
Product: proline-serine-threonine phosphatase-interacting protein 1
Exons: 12
Coding region: 34-966 (310 amino acids)
Biological process (GO): actin filament polymerization
Cellular component (GO): plasma membrane; actin filament; cytoplasm
Molecular function (GO): actin filament binding
Source: RefSeq, a predicted model, not a curated record
UUAUGUAGAUGAUUAUAAUAUACAACUUAUAAAAUGGUGAAUACAGAAUCUACUGUGGAGCUUAAAUCUUUCAAAACUCAUUUCUGGAACAGUGAAGUUGGUAACUACAGUGGAUUCUCUGAGCUAGUAAAGCACUGUAACCAGGGAAGGAUUCUUAGUAAGGAGUAUAUAGAGUUUCUCAGACAAAGGUCGCAGAUAGAAGACCAGUAUGGGAAAGCACUUCAGAAACUUGCGAAAACUUCAUGCGGUGGUGAGGAGCUUGUUGGAGGGAGGAAACUAUGGGAAAGUUUAAAAAAUCACACUGAGACUGUAGGAUUAGCUCACUCACAGGCAAGCCUGCAGCUGGAGAACGAGCUGGUUAACCUGGCAGAAUAUCUAGAGGAGGGAAUGGAGAAGAAAAGAUGGUCGGAGGAAAAUGUUCGAUCAUUGCAAGCUCAAUUGAAGACAGCGUAUAAGCGGCAACAUGAACUUAGAAAAGUUUACGAGGCAAGGUGCAGGGAGGAGGUACAGACUAGCCACGCCUAUCAUCAGGAAGUAGCCCGAGGAGGUCUGGAGAGUGGAGCUGCUGAAAAAGCAGCGGCACGUCACAGUAAGGUUAGGAGCAGCAUGGAAUCAGCGGAAACAGCUUACAGGGGUUCUGUAGAUUAUGUAGAAGAGGUUCGUGAGCAAUGGGAAAAAGAAACAGAACUAGCCGCUGAUAUUUUGCAGGAUUUGGAGCAAAGACGACUUUCCGUUCUUCGGGAUUCUGUUUGGAAACUAAGCAACAUUCUUUCUGCAACAUGUGUAGCAGACGAUGAGGUGUAUGAAGAAACAAGGGUUGUCCUGGAACAAUUGGAUUUAAAAGAAUGUAUUCAACUCUUUAUUAAUCAACAUCAGACAGGGACUAGUAAACCAGGUUGCUUGCAGCCUGAAACUUUGCCUAAUUCAUCUACUAUAGGAAUGGGGCACGCCAGGUACUGCACUUAAUGUUUUUUAUAUAGA